AUGAAGAGAGAGCCUAAGAGAAGCAUCAACAUUGAUUUUAAAAUGGCCGCCGUGAAGGGCGACCGAGGAUCCGAACCCAAGGGGCAUCAGGCUGUGGCAUACCUAAACAGUUCUGAUAUGUCAGCGCACUUCAACUGUAGGUUUGAAGGGUACCAAGACACGCUAUACUACAUUAGUAAUCGUCAAUUCUACCGCAACUGUGUCAUUACUGGCACUGUAGACUUCAUAUUUGGUGUAGGCACUGCCUUGAUCCAAGAUAGUGUCAUAGUAUUGAGGAUGCCAGAUCCUAAUCAACAGAAUAUAAUAACUGCAGACGGCAAUUUUGAAAGGAAUGCCAUUGCCGGGUUGGUUCUCCAAAAAUGCAAGAUUGUCCCAGAACGACAACUCUUCCCCAAUAGGUUCAAGGUACGUUCCUUUCUCGGUCGCCCUUGGAAACGUUACUCAACAACAACUAUCAUGGAAAGUGAGAUUGGUGAUUUGAUUCAACCAGAAGGCUGGAUGAUUUGGGAAGGGAAAAAUAACCACAAAACUGCUAUUGUUGCUGAGUAUGGAAAUUGGGGAACUGGUGCCAACACCAACAAAAGGGUCAAAUGGAAUAAUUGUGUCAUCACUGAGAAAAACGAAGCUCUUCGAUCCACUGCUUCCAUUCACCUCGAAGCUGGUAAAGACCCAUUAAAGUGGGUGCGUAGUACUGGUGUACCUGUCGAUCUUAGGCUUACAAAGUAA
Molecule: messenger RNA, 726 nt
Organism: Camellia sinensis
Lineage: Eukaryota; Viridiplantae; Streptophyta; Magnoliopsida; Ericales; Theaceae
Source: RefSeq, a predicted model, not a curated record